AUGAGGGUUAGUUCAGCAAUAGACCAAGAAAUGCUACUACGUGAAUUGGGAAUUGAUAGGAGAGGUCGGCACAGGAGAAGUGCAAGGAAGAAUGAUAACGAGCUUCAGAUUUUUAGCUUUGAAAGUGUAGCAUUGGCAACAGAUUACUUCUCAGAUGCAAACAAGCUCGGUGAAGGAGGUUUUGGUCCUGUAUAUAAGGGGAGGUUAAUACAUUGGGAAGAAGUGGCUAUCAAGAGACUAUCUAUUGCGUCAGGGCAAGGAUUAGUGGAGUUCAAGAACGAAGCUAUGCUUAUUGCAAAACUUCAACACACAAAUCUUGUGAAGUUGAUAGGUUGCUGCGUUGAGAAGGAUGAGAAAAUGUUGAUAUAUGAAUACAUGCCCAACAAGAGCCUUGACUACUUCCUAUUUGACCCUUUGAGGAAAAAUGUUCUAGAUUGGACCCUGCGGUUCAGGAUCAUGGAAGGGAUAAUUCAAGGGCUGUUGUACCUUCACAAAUACUCUAGACUGAAAGUGAUACACAGAGACAUCAAAGCCAGCAACAUUUUAUUGGACGAGGAUAUGAAUCCCAAAAUAUCUGAUUUUGGUAUGGCUAGGAUAUUUGGAGCACAAGAAUCCAGAGCCAACACCAGAAGAGUUGCUGGCACAUUUGGCUAUAUGUCUCCAGAGUACUUCAGAGAAGGACUAUUCUCGGCUAAGUCAGAUGUGUUCAGCUUUGGGGUUCUGAUGCUCGAAAUCAUUUGUGGAAGGAAGAACAAUAGCUUCCACCAUGACUCAGAAGGGCCUCUGAAUCUCAUAGUUCAUGCGUGGAACCUGUUUAAAGAGAACAAAAUUAGCGAGGUGAUAGAUCAGUCUUUGGGAGAUUCUGCACUUGACAACCCUCAAGUGUUGAGAUGCGUUCAAGUUGCUCUCUUGUGUGUACAAGAAAACGCAGAGGAUAGACCAAGUAUGUUAGAUGUUGUGUCCAUGAUAUACGGCAGUAAUGCUCUUUCUUUACCUAAAGAACCAGCUUUCUAUGAUGGUCCCCGGAGAAGCUCUCCGGAGAUGGAGAUUGAGCUACAAGAGCCAGGAAAUGGAUCGGAUAAUAAAGUUACCAUCACUGUGAUGGAAGCAAGGUGA
Eruca vesicaria subsp. sativa (arugula) is the source of this 1116-nucleotide messenger RNA. Lineage: Eukaryota; Viridiplantae; Streptophyta; Magnoliopsida; Brassicales; Brassicaceae. The record is from the annotation of a GenBank genome assembly.